This is a messenger RNA of Alternaria atra, 780 nucleotides long. RefSeq lists its product as uncharacterized. The transcript is spliced from 2 exons. The coding region runs from base 1 to 780 and encodes 259 amino acids. The record is from RefSeq and is a predicted model, not a curated record. Lineage: Eukaryota; Fungi; Ascomycota; Dothideomycetes; Pleosporales; Pleosporaceae.
AUGGAAGUCGGUGGUUUCGUCGUAGGCGUGAUUAGCCUAGCUAGCCUCUUCAACAAUGUCAUCGACUGCUUCGAAUACGUCCACAUCGGUAAAUCGUUCGGCUCGAACUUUGAGCUUUACCUCCUCAAGUUGGACAACGCACAAUUAAGGCUGUCGCGUUGGGGAGAUGACUUAGGCCUGAGUGGAGGUGGCAUCAACGACGCGACGGCGUUGCCAUCCAACGUCUGGUCGGAAGCAAACCAACAUAAAGCAGAGCAGAACCUUGGCCAUAUUCUCGAGCAAUUCAGUAAAGCAAUGGAGAUUUCCAAACAAUACAAGACCGAUAAAGCAACCGACAGCGAAAGCCUCACAAUUGUCAACGACGGAAUGAUGGACCCGAUGACCUUCUCGCUCCACGAGAAAAUCCGAGCAAUGGCUAAGAAGAGGCAGAACGGUGCAUCUCUGGCGAAGAAGAUCAAAUUUACUCUCUACGAUGAGAAACACUUGAAAGCACUGGUUGACGAGAUUACCAAUUUGACAAAUCAGCUCGUGGAUCUUUUUCCGGCUCGAAAGCAAAGACAAGUUGAACUCGCCGCCCGGGAGGUAUCGGAUCUCAUCGAACCAUUCCUGGAGUUGGGGAAUGCAGCGAGGGGGCAAGACGAGGAUUUGAUGUUAGCGUUGGAGAAAAUAAUCAAGCCGGCUAAUAAUCUCAUGACAUUCAACACGGAGAAGAGCAAUGUGGGGAAGAUGGGUUCGGACACUGGCGGGCACUAUACUAUGCAAGUUGGAUCACCGUGGUAG